Molecule: messenger RNA, 783 nt
Organism: Exophiala mesophila
Lineage: Eukaryota; Fungi; Ascomycota; Eurotiomycetes; Chaetothyriales; Herpotrichiellaceae
Exons: 4
Coding region: 1-783 (260 amino acids)
Cellular component (GO): intracellular anatomical structure
Molecular function (GO): oxidoreductase activity, acting on NAD(P)H, oxygen as acceptor
Source: RefSeq, a predicted model, not a curated record
AUGGGCUUGGGGCCCACAGAAGUUGUGAUUUUGACUGGCGCGGGCAAUGGGAUCGGCCUAGCAAUCACCAAGGGACUGUUAAAAUCCGCAAAAGUCGCUCAUAUCGUCGCCGUCGAUCUACAAACGCGCCAGUUGGAAAUACUCGAGAAGGAUAGCGCUGGACGACUUCACAUUCUUCAGGGAGAUGUAACUCAGAAUAAGACGAAUGAACACGCCGUGCAGCUGGCAGUCGAGAAAGGUGGUCAGAUAAACUCGAUCAUCCUCAAUGCUGCCGUGGUCAGGCCGAUUGGGCCGCUAGCUACACUUGCUCUCGAUGACUGGAAAAAGACAUUUGACGUCAACUUCUUCUCCUCUAUUGAUCUUAUUCAGCAAGCUCUGCCAGAGCUGAGGAAAGUGAAUGGUAACAUCCUCAUGACAACGACACGAGUUUGUUGGUCCCCAACUGAGUCCUGGACCUGCUAUGCAUCCACGAAGGCAGUGGUCAACUAUUUCUGCUCAUGUCUGCCCCUGGAAGAACCGCAGGUGAGAAGCAUUGCCAUAUCUCCCGGCGCAGUGGCUACCGAGAAUAUGGCUGGAAUCACCAAAGAUCCUGGAUUUUCAAAGAAUAUCAGCCAGUUUCUGCAAGACCUGGAGUUGAGUGGGAAGCUACUGUCACCCGAUCAGCCUGCUGCAGCGUUCGUCAAGUUGGUGGAGGACGGAGUCUCGGAAGAGUUCAAUGGCAAGUCAGUCAAUUGGGACCAGGUUCUUGGGAUUGGGAAGACCCAGACGUGGAGGCAAUCGUGA